AUGAGCCUUCGUACGGCCCUCGUAGCGGCUCUCUCAACGAGUCUGUGCUGCAGCCUUUUGGCUGUUGGCUCUUCAGACGCGAAUUCUCCUUCUCUCGCUUCAGGCCUUGUGCCUUCUGCAGGUGAAGCAGCAGAUGAUGCUUCUCUGCAGCAAGAAGCUGCUUCAGAGCAGGUUGGGGAUAAGCCCAUAGGGGAACAACUCCUCGAGGGAGAAGAAACCCUUGAGGAAGAACAACAACCCAAUGAGGGCCCCGAUAGUUCUUCUAGCAAUGGGCUCCCUCUUCUCUGCUGUCGCUCUAUGGCGCAAGACGAGCGAGCUGUACCACAGCCCCACCCAAGCCCUCCGAAAGGCAAAGAUGAGGAUUUUAGAGCAAUGGGCUCCCUCUUCUCUGCUGUCGCUCUUUGGCGCAAGACGAGCGAGCUGUACCACAGCCCCGCCCAAGCCCUCCGAAAGGCAAAGAUGAGGAUUUUAGGUCAGGUGCCGCAUUCCUGGGAUGACUACGUACGAGGGUUGCCGGUGCUGGACGAGUUAGAGUUUCCUGAGAUUCGUCCUUUAUUGAAACGUUUAGAUAAGAAACCUGUGGUGUUGAUGUCUAUGCCGAAGCCACGUGCCCGUCUUGCUUCUUUUUUGGGGUUGACAGAGGAGCAGAGAGAAGAAGGAAUUGUUAUUAAGGGGAAAUCUACUGCUGGGUGUAGCCCCAAAGAAGUAGCGUUUGAAUUGUUUGCUCACGAGAGGCUGGCAAAGGGGUUACCUUUGUCGCUUCCUGCUUUGGGGGCUUUCAGGGAUAUAGAUGGCAGUACACUCUACCUUAUAACACCAAGGGCCCGUGCUGAUGUUUCUCUUUAUACAAGACGCAUGCCAGAGAAGGUCUUUGAUUAUAAAACAGAUGUGUUUGCCCUCGGGGUCACCUUCAGAGAAAUGUUAGAAUGGAUGGGGAGUUUACCUGUACCCCAUAGAGAUCUAGCAGAGGAUCUAAUUAAACAUAUGACGGAUGCUGAUACAAGAAAUAGAUACGAUCUGCCUCAAUGCAUGCAGCAUCCAUAUUUUGAAGGAAUUGACUUUGAACUUGUUGAAAAAAAAAUGUACGGGAAGGCAUUUGAGGGGAAUUACCAGACGCCAUACAAGUUUCUUUGA
Messenger RNA from Eimeria mitis, 1134 nucleotides. RefSeq names its product Rhoptry kinase family protein ROP35, putative. NCBI's taxonomy places the organism in Eukaryota, Apicomplexa, Conoidasida, Eucoccidiorida, Eimeriidae. The coding region runs from base 1 to 1134 and encodes 377 amino acids. The transcript has 5 exons. The record is from RefSeq and is a predicted model, not a curated record.